CAAAUUUGUAAAGAGUAAUUGAAGUCCAACACAAUGAAAGAUGGAGAAUUCGCCCAGGGCUUGGAACAGUUCGCCUACUGUCUCCACGAACAGCUGAGCCGGGCCAAUCCCGGCCAGAACAUCAUCCACUCCCCGCUGUCCGUCAGAACUUCUGGUGGAAUGGUGCGGAUGGGAGCCACGGAGGGAUCGGCCACGGCCAAGGAGUUGGAUGAGGGUCUCCGGUUCGGAGGGCGGGAUGUGCGGGAGAUAGCCGAGAACUUCGAUGCCGUGCUAAAGACCUACGAGCAGUGCCAGAUCUUGAAAAUGGUCAACGGACUUUACGUAAUGCAGGGUCAUGAAGUCGGCGAGCAGUUUGGCGGCAUUCUAGAGAAGAGUUUCCACUCCAAGCCAAUGGAGAUCGACUUUGGCAGCAAACAGGCUGCCAGUAUUAUUAACAAUUGGGUUGAGUCGCAGACUAACAACGUAAUCAAAGACCUAAUCAGCCCUGGAGUUCUGGACAAGGACUCUUGACUGGUCCUUAUCAAUGCAAUUCACUUUAAGGGCAAUUGGUCAAUCAGGUUCAAUGAAAGUGAGACUAAAGACGAGUUAUUCUUCUCGGAUCCAGACAGAUCUGCCAAAGUGAGAAUGAUGCACGUUUCCGAUAAGUUCUUCUUUGCUUCGCUACAUAAUCUAGAUGCCACUGCCCUUAAAAUGAACUAUAGUGCCUGCAACUUGGCCAUGAUCAUCAUACUGCCGGAUGAGAAAUCGAAUCUUACGAUUCUGGAAAACAAAUUACCAGGCAUUUCUCUCGAGGCAUUGUUAUCCUCAAUGAACCUGGAACAAGUUGAUGCCAAGAUUCCUAGCUUCAAAGCCGAGUUCCAGCAGGAACUAUCCCAGGCCUUCAAGCUGAUGAACAUGAGCCGUAUUUUUAGCGAUCAAGCCGAACUUGGUGCAAUGCUGAAGUCCCAGUCCCCCCUAGUUGUCUCCCAUAUCAUACACAAGGCCUUUAUUGAGGUCAACGAAGUGGGCACUGAAGCCGCAGCUACGACAGCUGCGGUUAUCCAAUUAAGAAGCAAGCCCGCCACUCAGCCUAAGCCAAAGUUGUUUCAUGCUAAUAGACCCUUCUUUUAUGCAAUUUAUGACAACGUCCAUGGUUUCCUCUUCGCCGGUCACUUUUGUUCGACGACAGUAGAAAAGUCCAAAAAAUGUAAUAAA
This is a messenger RNA of Drosophila rhopaloa, 1194 nucleotides long. Its product is annotated as neuroserpin. The record is from RefSeq and is a predicted model, not a curated record. Gene Ontology annotation, molecular function: serine-type endopeptidase inhibitor activity. NCBI's taxonomy places the organism in Eukaryota, Metazoa, Arthropoda, Insecta, Diptera, Drosophilidae. The transcript has 3 exons. Bases 34 to 510 code for a protein of 158 amino acids.